This is a messenger RNA of Solanum tuberosum (potato), 1391 nucleotides long. RefSeq lists its product as uncharacterized. Gene Ontology annotation, biological process: vacuolar proton-transporting V-type ATPase complex assembly. Gene Ontology annotation, cellular component: endomembrane system. The coding region runs from base 456 to 1148 and encodes 230 amino acids. The record is from RefSeq and is a predicted model, not a curated record. The transcript is spliced from 6 exons. Lineage: Eukaryota; Viridiplantae; Streptophyta; Magnoliopsida; Solanales; Solanaceae.
AAAAAAAAGAAUGAUAAUAUCAAAACCGUAAGUCAACUCUCACUCCUCUCUCACCCGACCCACCCCCAUCGGCGCCCAUCCCCACGCAUCCCCGACCGGCGCUGCCUCAGCAGGUCGCAGCAGCAGCAGGAGGUCGCGCCACCAUCCCGACCGGCGCCGCCUCGAUCAGCCGCAGCAGUUCGCGCCACCAUCCCCGACCUUCUUACUCAGGGCAACUGAGGAAGCUCAACAUCUAAAAAAAUUGAUACAAGACUAUAAUGCUUCUUUCAUCAAAGUAGGAGAUUAGGUGUACCUUCUGGUGGGGAAUCUCGUAAGAGAGUCGAAACCUAGUGCUCCAAAUUUGUAGAUCUGACGGAAAUUGCUCCCAAAUUACUUCAUACUGAUCUCCUAGCUGGACAUAAGGACUUCAAUGCAUAUCUGGUUCUGCGAUUCUCACUUCUGAAUCUCAAAUUAAAAUGGCUUCAGCAGAAAACAAUGGUGCCUCUAGCCACCCCUCCAGUACCGGCGCCACCACGAAAACCACCGUUGUCGAUGGCAUAAACGCUGGCCUUAUUAUUUCAACCACCGAGACCAUACGUUUGUUUCUCGCCGGAGCUUCCGCAGGAGUUGAACUCUCCGAUGACCUGAAAGAACUCGCGUCUUCCCUUUCCGAUCAUCCCACGGUACCAUACAAACAUCUGAGGUCGGUUUGGAUUGGGUCUAACCCUGCAACACGACCUGAUCUGAUGGGCUUGUUAUCCGGAUCCAAUUUUGUCUUCUGCAGUCCAAAAUCUAGAGAAAAAAGCGAGGAACUCAAAGCUCGGUUGAGGAAACUAGAAGAAGCGUCUGAGAGGAAGGCGUAUGAUGAAUUGGUGAAGGAUAUUACUCCUAGGAAACCUGUGGAUGAACCUUUUUCCUCUUAUAAAGAUCAAAUGGGAUUUGGCUUACAUGUUGGUAUAGCAAUGUUUACUGGCUAUCUGAUGGGAUAUUUUGCAUUCAGGGCCUUAUUUAAUCACAGUCCAGCAAUGAGCGCUGCUGGAGGCAUUCUUGGAUUGGUCAUUGCCAUGCUUGUCGAGACACUUCUCUUUAUUAUCAGAACUUCGAGUUUAGAUAAAAAACCGGCUAGAAAAGCCACUUCGUUCACAACAACGCAGAAGAAGAAUCAGUAGGUUUCAUCACAAGAAGUUGAUUCUUUCUAUGUUUCCUUAGAAUAGGAAUAAAUAUUUUGGUAUUGAGCAUCUUAUUUAUUUCUCCUCCUGUGAAUUUUUAUUCUGUAAAAAUAUGUAUUCUUUGAUUUGUGUAGCUCACUAUAGGUUCGUUAUAAGAGAAUUAUUGCACUGGCAAUGCAAAAAUAUUUAUAAUUGGGAAGUUUGUCUUUGGCACUUGGAAUACAAAAGUUAAUUUUAUUGUCA